UACUAUAUAGUAAAUCGUCGAAUCGUGAAUCGUGAUUCGUGAUCUGAAUUCUGAAUCUGAGUAUCAAACGAUCAGGCCGAGAAUUAGUCAGUAUUUAGUAUUUACUUCCUAUAUUUAAUCUUUCCUUAUUUGUGGACUUGAUAUACGACUAUACGAGUAAACCACUGUAAAACCAACUAUCGCCAUUUAACAUUCAAGACUCCAGUGAAUAGUGAUACCACAAAUCAACAUUAAUUUAACGGCAAACCUUAAGAGUUAUGAUUAAAUUGAAUAAAUAGUAAAUUCUAGAACAGUAGAACCUAAUAUUCUUAAAAUAAUUUUCCAUGUCCUCUUUAUCAACAUUAGAAUCAGUUUUGGUGAAAGAACUAUUUGUUUCAUCAAAAACACCCGUUCAGGAACUUGAAAAUAUGUUGGCAGUUUUUGAUUUCGAUCACACAAUAGUUGAUGGCAAUUCUGAUGUAGUUGCUAUAGAUUUAAUAAAUCCAACCAGUCUUGUUCCAAACAGAAAAGAUUUCCCAAAUAAUUGGACUCAAUAUAUGCAAAGAGUUUUUGAUAUAAUAAAAACUAUUGAAAUUCCAGCUGAACAAAUAAUAGAUGUYGUAUCCUUAAUGAGGCCCAAUGAUGGUAUGCCAAAGUUAAUAAGAACGCUUUAUGAAAACAAUGUUGAUAUCAUAGUGGCAUCCGAUUCAAAUUCAUUGUUUAUUGACAAUUGGUUAAAACACAAUAAAUUAUCAGAUAUAGUUUCAUCCAUUUACACAAAUCCAGCUUUAAUUGUAAAUAGUGCCAUUAAAAUUGAACCUUAUACUUUUCAACACAAAUGCAAUUGGUGUACCACAAAUAUGUGUAAAGGAGCUAUUGUGGAGGAAUAUGCAUUAAAUACAAAUAAAAAAUACGAUAAAAUAUUAUAUUUCGGCGAUGGUAAAAACGAUUUAUGCCCAGUUUUGAAAUUGACUAAAAAUGAUAUUGCCUUUCCAAGGUUGGGUUACAUUUUGGAAAAAUUGCUGAAGUCACAUAUAACUCCAGCAAAAGUGAUACCAUGGAGUACAGGUGAAUAUAUUUAUGAGUUCUUAAAGUCUUCUAAGCUUAUUUCAGCUUAGUUAAAUAUGGAAGAUUGUUUUCUAAUAAUUAUUAGCAUAGUUAACUCUUACAAGUAUUUGUUAUGUUGUAUAAAUCAUAAAUAUUGUAUUUACAAUUUAAUUUGAUGUAAAAUACUCAUUUAUUCAGUUAACUAUCAUUCAUCAGAUCAAUAAAUAUUUUUGCACUAAAAAUCAUAAAACUACCUAUAUUAUUUUUAUAAAUAAUAAAUAUACCAGUGUAAAAUGUUAUUUAAAAAGUGUAGAGUCCAAUCUUUUGUUUUUUAGUAUGGAUCUGAAAUACACUUGAAGUAGACAAAUUAAUGGGAGAUAUAACUUUUCUAUCAAAUAGAUUAAGCUGAUCACUGAUCACAUAACAGUAUACAAGAGUAAAUAUGUUAUUCACUAGACUACCACAAUAUUGGUAGAUAGUUUAGUUUCUUCAAUGAACAAUUAAUUUUUUAAUUAUGGUAAUACAUUUUAUUAAAAUUAUUUUUAACUUUCUUAUGAUCAAAUUGAGUAAACUUAACUGCUCUUUUAGUAACAAUACACUUAAAUUAUAGUAAUUUUUUUGUUAAUAAAUUUAAAUGAUGUAUUUAAUUGUUAAUGAUAGUUAAACAGUUUAAAGUAACCAACUAAAUAAAA
Diuraphis noxia (Russian wheat aphid) is the source of this 1718-nucleotide messenger RNA. RefSeq names its product putative phosphatase phospho2. The record is from RefSeq and is a predicted model, not a curated record. Gene Ontology annotation, molecular function: phosphatase activity; nucleic acid binding. Gene Ontology annotation, biological process: tRNA 5'-leader removal. Lineage: Eukaryota; Metazoa; Arthropoda; Insecta; Hemiptera; Aphididae. Gene Ontology annotation, cellular component: ribonuclease MRP complex; nucleolar ribonuclease P complex; nucleus.